Centropristis striata (black sea bass) is the source of this 3393-nucleotide messenger RNA. Its product is annotated as synaptotagmin-14-like. NCBI's taxonomy places the organism in Eukaryota, Metazoa, Chordata, Actinopteri, Perciformes, Serranidae. The transcript has 7 exons. The record is from RefSeq and is a predicted model, not a curated record. Bases 1480 to 3393 code for a protein of 637 amino acids.
AAGGAGCCCCAGUAGCCGACUUAUAAGGAGCAGUCACACUGACCAAGGGGAAUGAUUUCUUUAUCCUUUAGAAUCGAUUUAAAUUCCCAGAUUGUGAUCAAUUCUGACAAUUUCAAUUCCUUUUGCAAAUUGUUCCAUGAUAAAGGGGCAGCGUAACUAAAAGCUUUCUUACCUAAUUCAGUUCUCACUAUUGGCACCAGCAUCUGUACAAUGACUUGCGAGCGUAGACCGUGUUUAGUUUUGUUUCGACACAUGUAUGCACACAGGUAAGAGGGAAGCAGCCCAAGAAUACAUUUAUGGAUAAAAACUAACCAAUGAGACUGUCUGCCAACAUACAAAGAUGGCAUUUCAGCCGUGGCAUACAGAGUACAAUGAUGUGUGCGAUUUUCAAGCCAGUAAUGAAACGCAGAGCACAAUGAUAAACACAGUCCAACUUCUUAAGGCUCUGAUUAGUAGCAUUUUUGAAAAGCAGAUCACCGUAAUCCAGUAAAGGCAAAAAAGUUGCAGAAAUCAAAUGUUUGUGAACAACAAGAUUUGUUUCUAAAAAAAAAAUCCUAAUUUUAGUUUCAGUUUCGUCACAAGGCUUUCAAUAUGGGGUUUGAAUGAGAGCUUCUGAUCAAUACUGAUCCCUAAAUAUUUAUAAGCCGUGACCCUUUCAAUUUCAUCACCUUGUACUGUAAUUAUCUUUGGCAAAUUGGAUGUCAAGUCUUUGCCAUUUGAAAAGUUCAUGAAUUUUGAUUUCUCCGCAUUCAAUACCAACCUGAGUUGAGCUAGACGAGAUUGAACCACAUGAAAAGCAGAUUGCAGGUAUUGAAGGGUCUGAACUCUUACAUAACUUAAUGUAAUUAAGUUAAACAAGUUUCAUAAGUUAACUUAAGUCAUUGUUGACUUAUGGAAAAUAUCCCACCUUUUUUUGACUCAUGUUAUAUACCCAGACUUUCUCCCUGCAUGGUCUUCGAUCAGAAAAAAGUUUGUGGUACAUCAAAAACAAAUGCAAUCCAGGUGAAAAUACAUAAUUGAGAAUUUGAUUGUGUUGUAUGGGGCCGUUAUUUUAAGGAGGCAACAAUGUAUUUAAUGUUACAAUCGAAGGGUUGUUGCUGUUCAGUAAAAGAGAAUAAAAUCAAGUAAAAGUUAAGUUGAGCCUGAAUUUGUGACAUAACUGAGGCUACAGUUAUGAGAUUUUUUUGUGUUUUGAAAGCACCGAGAUCCCAGCUCAUAAAUAAAACCUUAAUUGUGAUUGUUUUCUAAAAUCCUAUUAUAACAUUUGAGACGUCAGAGUAUAAAUUAUUGAAUAAAACACUGUGAGAGAGCUCUUGUUGUAUUAUAAUCUUUCCAAUCCCCAUAUUGCUUUGUAUUCACGUGUUGAUGUCAGCACACUGUGAUGCAGACACCACACCCUGCUAACGACCACAUGUCCAUGUCAGUGCCUCUGAUGAGCUAAUCUCACGGUCAGCGUGGUGCAAGACCCCCGGCUGAGAGAUGGCCUUCUUCAAGAGCUUCCAGCAGAACCUCCCAUCUGUCAACAUUUCCUCCCUCCUGGACACGGUCACCAGUCGCGUGGACGACUUGGCCAACGCCGUCAGCGACGUCACGUACGCCGUCAGCGACCAGCUGACCGAGCAGGUCACCACUAUCAGGAACAAGGUGGACGAGGACAACGGCAGCGGGUCGGAGUGCGGUCAGACUUCCACAGCGCAGGAAGGAGGCAGCAGCAGCACGGCCUCAAAGACAAACCAGUCCAAUGACACGAAAGAGGCCGAGCAAGUGCAGAACCAGCUGGAGUGGGAAUGGAGGGACGGGUGCUGGCGAGUUAAAAAGACAGAAGCAGAGAUAGAGGAGGAGGAGAAGAGGAAGAAAGAGGAGAAGGAGCUGCAGGAGAAAAAGCAAAAAGAAGAAGAAGAGGGAGGUGAAGAGGAAGAGGUGGCGGGCAGCCUUGAGAGAGAGGGAGACGAUGAGGAAGAAGCCGAUCUUUCCAGAACUUCCUCAACGGUGAAGAAGAAAAAGUCGGACAAGAAGAAGAAGAAAGGAGCAAAAGAGGGCUCGAAGAAAUCAGAAGACGCCUCUGACGGAGUUGUAUCAGACAGCGAGGAGGACAAAGGCCCUGAGGCGGCUGCCCAGAAGAACACGACUUCUGCGUGGAGCAACAAACGCAAACAGUCCACCGAGCAGGGAGGGUACAGCAGCGAAGCCUCCAGCGAACGGGCCAACAGCAUCCAGAGAAUAAAGAAAGACUCCUCCCUCAGCGAGCCGCAGCCUCCUCCGUACCAGGACGAGGGCUCAAUGGCGCGCGUGUCCUCACGUGCCCGCUCGGAGCGAGGGGUCAGGAGGGGGUCGUCCCCGCAGCGCUGCGACAGCCCCUGCAGCGAGGCCAGCGUGGACCAGGACACCGAGAGCUACCUCAACAAGGGCUGUGAGGAGGACAUCCCCAGUGACAGCACGGCGGUGCUGGGGCCCGAGGAUGGCUGCGGUCCUCAGCUCCCCACAGCCUACGAACCAGAGCCCCUCGCCAAAUACGGCACGCUGGACGUCGCCUUCGAGUACGACUCCGGCGAGCAGUGGUUGGCCGUCACGGUCACGGCGGCGACGGACAUCCCCGCCCUGAAACAGACGGGCAACAUCGCGUGGCAGGUCCACCUGGUCCUGCUGCCCACUAAGAAGCAGCGGGCCAAGACGGGCGUGCAGAAAGGACCCUGUCCCGUCUUCACGGAAACAUUCAAGUUCUCCAGGGUGGAACAGGACGCGCUGGGGGACUACGCCGUUCGCUUCCGGCUGUACAGCAUCAGGCGGAUGAAAAAGGAGAAGGUCCUGGGAGAGAAGGUGUUCUACCUGACUAAGCUCAACCUGCAGGGCAAGAUCGCUCUACCCGUCACCCUGGAGCCGGGCUCCGAACUCACAGGCUGCGGCUCGGUGGUGAGCGUGUCUCGCAGUGCGGGAGCUCUGUCCUAUCGCUCCACCGAAGACACUUCUCUGCCUGAGAUCCUCCUGGGUCUCAUCUACAACUCUGCCACGGGACAGUUAUCGGCCGAGGUCAUCCAGGGAAGCCACUUCAAAACCACAGCGUCCGAUAAACCCGUCAACACCUAUGUAAAGCUGACCAUGCUGGACUCCAAGGGGAAGGAGAUGUCCAAGUGUAAGACGGCCGUGUGCCGGGGCCAGCCCAACCCCACCUACAAGGAGACCUUCCUGUUCCAGGUGGCGCUCUUCCAGCUGUCCGAGGUGUCUCUGGUGCUGUCGGUGUUCUGCCGCCGGAGCAGCAUGAGGCCCAGGGAGAGGGUGGGCUGGGUCUCCCUGGGCCUCAACAGCACCGGCGAGGAGCAGCAGUCCCACUGGACGGAGAUGAAGGAGGCGGAGGGACAGCAGGUCUGCCACUGGCACACGCUGACCGACACAUAG